Messenger RNA from Medicago truncatula (barrel medic), 1195 nucleotides. RefSeq names its product probable DNA double-strand break repair Rad50 ATPase. The transcript has 2 exons. The record is from RefSeq and is a predicted model, not a curated record. NCBI's taxonomy places the organism in Eukaryota, Viridiplantae, Streptophyta, Magnoliopsida, Fabales, Fabaceae. Bases 173 to 874 code for a protein of 233 amino acids.
UAACCCUUAUCUGACUUCAUAAAAUAGCCCAAAAUUCUUGGUGCUUUUUCUAUUAAUGUCAGGAGCCUAACCUGUACAUAACUCCAUAUUUAACCCUCUUCAUUAUUAUCAUCUUUUCAUCUCUCACUAUAAGAACAAACCACAACACUUGUCACAAGGGACCAAGUCAAAGAUGGGGGGAUGUGUUAGUGUUAGUGUUAAGAAGAAAAAUGAGAAAAAGUAUCCACAAAAUUAUGUAAUGAAUUUGAAAGAGAAAGUGAGACUUCUACAAGAAGAAAUAAAGGAGAUAAUGUGUGAUAGGGAGAAAGAGAGUAGGAACUAUGAGAGGGAGAUAAUGGUGUUUGCUUUUAAGGAGGCAGAUUGGAAACAAGAGAUGAAGAGGUUGAAAGAAGAGGUGAAGGAGUUGAGGGAAGUGGUGGAAGAGAAGGAAGAGAAGAUAAGGGAGAUGGAAGAGGUUGGAAUGGUUGAGAAAAAUUGUGAGAAAGAGUGGGAAUUAAUGGGAACUAAGCUUUUGGUUCAAGAGAUGAAGGAGGAAAGAGCAAGGAGAGAUGAAGCUGUUGAGAAGUGGAAACAACUUUAUCUUGCAAUUAAGAAUGAGUUGGAUGAUCUCAUCCAAAGAACAUAUGAUGGAGAUGGUUUGUAUUGGAAAGCUGAGGAAAAUGACAUCCAAAUUGAAAAUCUGAAGAGGGAAUUGCAAGAGAAAGAAGAAAGCAUAAAAGCUUUAAAAGCUCAAUUAGGUUCAGUGGAGAAAGAAAGGUACAAACAAGAAAGGGAAUUUGACUUGUUAAGGCAAAGCUUGAGGAUCAUGAAUGGCAAGAAGAAUCCAAUUCAAACUAAAGAGAAGAAGAAGUUGAAAAUCAAAUUGGGAAAAUAAAAUGCAAACAUUGGUACAUAAUUGCUUAGAUUUCACAUCUAAAAUCGAACAAUUUGGUUGAAUAGGUAUUAUUAUUGUAUUUUACAAGAAAAAGUGUGAAACCACUUACUUAUUUUAAUUCCUUGUAGUUUUUUUUACACCUUUUUAAAAUAAGUAAGGCAUACUAUAAAAAAGUCCUUUUCUUGGACCUUGAAAAGAACACAAAAUAUGAAGGAAGAUUAGCAAUUUUUCCUUGUGGACUGGCUUAUGUAGUUACUGAAUAUCCCAUGUCCAAUGAGUAGUGAAUGAAAAAGAAUAUGGUUUUAUUAUAUAGAUUUAAAA